AUGAACUUGCACAAGCUCAUGGAAGGGUUUCUUGAGGAUCUGGUUGGAGGCUGGCUCCGCAGUGACCAUAUCGGUGGUGUGGAAUGUUAUAACCCCCUGGAGCAUGAAUGGAAAGUGCUGGGACCUGUCUCUAGACAUCGCUGUGGUGUGGGUGUGGCUCCUUUUCAUGACUUCAUCUAUGCAGUCGGUGGCUAUGAUGGCACAACCUGCCUCAGUAGCGUGGAGAGGUAUGACCCCACGACGCAGGAAUGGAGACGUGACGUGGCCCCCCUGAGAGAAGGCAAACGAGACAUGGGCAUAGCGGAGCUGGGAGGCUAUCUGUACUGUGUAGGAGGCCGUGACGGGAUCGUAUGCCUCAGCACGGUGGAAAGGUAUGAUCCUCGUGGGAACAGGUGGUGCAGGAUGGCACCCAUGACCUGCCACCGUGCAGGCUUAGGGGUGGCAGUGCUAGACGGCUACCUCUAUGCUAUCGGUGGCUCAGAUGGCCAGUCUCCGCUGUAUUCAGUGGAACGUUACAAUCCUGAGGAGGAUUCAUGGUCCUCUUGCCCUCCCUUGGGCACCUGCAGAGAGAAUUUUGGCUGUGCUACAUUCCAAGGGAAAAUCUAUGCUCUCGGUGGCCGGGAUGACCUCACGGAGCUCUGUAGCGCUGAGCGGUUCGAUCCAGUCACCAAUGAAUGGUCACCGAUGAUGCCCAUGAAAUCAAAGAGGAAUAAGGUGAAAGCUGCUGCAGCCAAUGGAUACCUACUGGCCAUCGGGGGGUUCGACGGUGUCACGCACGUUACCACUGUGGAAGGAUUUGACCUGGAUGCCAACAAGUGGAGACCCUUUGGAAAUACCAAGACCAGUCAUGCUGGUGGAGGUGUGGCUGUGCUGAAAAUGACCAUCUAGGAACUGAGAACUUUCCAACCAUCCUGUGCUGCACUGAACACUAACGAUGAAGUCUGGUUUUGUGGGAUGUAGUGUAAGCCGGAGAGGAGGAAAGGGAGCAGCAGCAGAGUGGAUAAGAUGGGGAAUGGGAUGAUACCUUACUUAAUCCUUUUGUGCUUAUGCAAAUUCCAUAAGACCUGGGGAGUUUAUGCAUGGGGACUGUAGAGCACAGGGUCAUCUUGUUAUCUGAAUGUGAGCCUCCAUUUAAAGAGUUCAUGCUUUGAUCAUCAUGCCAGGAUGUGGUGUUAGCAGUUUCCUUUGCAGUGUAUCUCCUCAUGUACGGAGUGUAGCUGUUUGGUAGGAAGAAGAGCCACAUGGUUAAAGCUCUGGACUUGGUCCUCAAGUUCUGGGCUUGGUUCCUAGCUCUGCCACAAUUUUCUGGUGUGAUCUCGGUCAAGUUACAUAAUUUCUCUUCAGCAUCUUAUCUGUUGG
Molecule: messenger RNA, 1359 nt
Organism: Trachemys scripta elegans
Lineage: Eukaryota; Metazoa; Chordata; Testudines; Emydidae
Product: kelch-like protein 20
Exons: 7
Coding region: 1-888 (295 amino acids)
Molecular function (GO): protein binding
Source: RefSeq, a predicted model, not a curated record